AUCUCUUCUAAUCAGUUAUAAGAAAAAAAACGCUUUUCAAGUUCUGUCUAUCUGUCUCCACGAUUCACGCCUUGACCCCUCAUUCAUCAUUUUCCCUUCUCAAACCAAAUCGUUCAUCGUUGGAGAGAGAGAGAGAUAGGCACGAAAGAGAGAAGAUGAGUUUUCAAGAUUUGGAAGCUGGGAAAGGAAGAUCGAGGAAGAUCAAUGGCGGUGGUGGUGGUCGCCAAGAUUCGACGCAAGCCGUCGCUUCCGGUAUCUUCCAGAUCAAUACCGGAGUCUCCACGUUUCAGCGGCUCGUUAACACGCUCGGUACUCCCAAAGACACGCCCGAGCUCCGUGAGAAGCUGCACAAGACAAGGUUGCAUAUAGGACAGCUUGUGAAGGAUACUUCUGCUAAGCUUAAAGAAGCUAGUGAAACUGAUCAUCGAAGCGGUGUCAAUCCAAGUAAGAAGAUUGCAGAUGCUAAGCUUGCAAAGGACUUUCAAGCUGUGUUGAAAGAGUUUCAGAAAGCUCAGCAGACAGCUGCUGAAAGAGAAACCGCUUAUGCUCCUCUCGUCCCUCCUUCUGCUCAUCCCUCUAGCUAUACAGCGAGUGAAGCUGAUAAGAUCCCAGAACAGCGGGCACAAGUUAUGGAGUCAAAAAGGCAGGAACUUGUAUUGUUAGACAACGAGAUUGCGUUCAACGAAGCUGUGAUCGAAGAAAGAGAGCAAGGGAUACAAGAGAUCCAUACUCAAAUUGGCGAGGUUAACGAAAUAUUCAAAGAUCUUGCUGUUCUAGUUAACGACCAAGGAGUCAUGAUAGAUGAUAUUGGUACUCACAUUGACAACUCUCGAGCUGCAACUGCUCAAGGAAAAUCUCAGCUAGCUCAAGCCUCCAAAACACAAAGAUCAAACUCAUCUCUGACGUGCUUGCUCUUGGUGAUAUUUGGCAUUGUACUCCUGAUCGUGAUCAUCGUACUUGCAGCUUGAUUUUGGUAAAGCAAGAACAAGAAUUUAAAUGUAUUCAUCGAUGUUUAAGGCAUCAAAGAGUGUGACUACUUAGUAUAUAAGGCAACUUAUAAACAAAAACUUAGAAGUUUGGUUUUGCAUUGGUUUGGUUCGGUUUGAGGGUCUAUUGGUGAAUGUAACAGAGCGUGUGUGUGUGUGUGCGUUGGUUUCUUUUGUUGUGCAAACUAUUUGUUGGAGCUUGUCCUAUCAUUCAAGAAAAUGGUUUGAACCGGUUUAA
Brassica rapa (field mustard) is the source of this 1224-nucleotide messenger RNA. RefSeq names its product syntaxin-22. Gene Ontology annotation, cellular component: SNARE complex; membrane; endomembrane system. Lineage: Eukaryota; Viridiplantae; Streptophyta; Magnoliopsida; Brassicales; Brassicaceae. Gene Ontology annotation, molecular function: SNAP receptor activity; SNARE binding. The record is from RefSeq and is a predicted model, not a curated record. Gene Ontology annotation, biological process: intracellular protein transport; vesicle fusion; vesicle-mediated transport.